Oncorhynchus tshawytscha (Chinook salmon) is the source of this 2693-nucleotide messenger RNA. Its product is annotated as circularly permutated Ras protein 1. The transcript has 19 exons. The record is from RefSeq and is a predicted model, not a curated record. Gene Ontology annotation, molecular function: zinc ion binding; SNARE binding. The coding region runs from base 177 to 2294 and encodes 705 amino acids. Gene Ontology annotation, cellular component: COPII vesicle coat; endoplasmic reticulum exit site. Lineage: Eukaryota; Metazoa; Chordata; Actinopteri; Salmoniformes; Salmonidae. Gene Ontology annotation, biological process: endoplasmic reticulum to Golgi vesicle-mediated transport; COPII-coated vesicle cargo loading; intracellular protein transport.
AAAGAUCUGUAUCUGGUCAAAGUCCACUUGUAGGUGAAGGGGUUGACCGGUGGAGAAAUGAGAAAGAGAGCGAGUGAGAGAGAAGUGCGAAGGCGCAGUGUCUUUGGUUUGUUGAGUUUCUGUUACCAACCUCAACACUGAUCGGUUCACUUCCUGUCACACACACACACAUUUACAUGCACACACGCAGUCAGACACAACACACACAAGCAGGAACAUGGUGGUUUAGACCACAAAUACAAACGCUCAGAGUUGGCUGGACAGACAAACAGACAGGAGUGCCGGUUUCUUUCUCUCUACAAGUCAACCCUUCUACAACUCAGAUGGAGUUUGCCUGCAGUCACGUAGUGUGUAACUGGAGCCCAGAAGGGAGUUUAAUGGGGGGGUCAGAUGAGGGGGAUUCAGGUUUGAGUGUGUACCCCUGUAGUCCUCCAGGUGAGGGGGGGACCACAGAUCCAGGUGUAGCCCUCAGACUGUCUGUCACAGAGCACAUGUACGACAACCGCAUCUCAGUCAUCCCUCAGCAAGAGCCAGGACUAGUGCCUCCACCUUUGCCCCCUCGACGGUUUGAGUCUCAGAAGUACCCCCAAUGCACCUCUCUGCCUCCCUCACCUCCCCCUCUUUCCUCUCUGCCUCCCCCCCUACCAGCCCGAGGUGCGGAAGGCCGAGGAGAGCAGAGCAUCAGAUUGAAGGCUAAUGUUAAUGUUCUCUCUCUCAGUGUUGGACGACUCGUAGAUAUCAGUAGAGCAUCUGGCAUCCAGACCACUCAGUGUCCCGUGAUGCACUGUGGGAGAUGUAGUGCUGCCCUGUCCUCCCUGAGUUCUGUUCAGAACACACAGGAAACUGCCGUGUGGCUGUGUGAGUUCUGUGGUCUCCAGAACACCCUGUCUACUUCAGGUCCUGGUUCCAAGGUGGGCCUCAGGGUUAGAGGGAGAGAUGUGAUCUACCUCCUCCGUCAGACAGACCAGGACUACGAGAACCUGGAGGAUGUCAUGGUGGUCUUCUGUGUUGAUAUAUCUGGGAGCAUGAGUGUCACCUCUGAGGUCACCCCAGGGAAUCCUAUGAGGUCAGCAACCUAUGUCUCCCGACUACAGAGUAUUCAGGAUGCCCUCCAGAGGGCACUGUCCUCUCUACUUAAGACUUCACCUCUCCGCCGAGUCGCCAUUGUUACCUUCAAUGACGAGGUAGUAGUGUAUGGUGAUGGUUCAGGUGUACCAGCCUCUCUGAGGGACUGGGCUCUAGUUGAUUAUGACUAUCUGAGACAACAGGGUCAACAGUACAACACUCCACACUGUAUAGCUGAGAGCUACCAACACCUCUCACUGAGAGUCAAAGAGUUGCGAGAACAUGGGGCUACAGCGUUGGGUCCUGCAGCCUUGGUCUCCAUUGCCAUGGCGUCUCGAUUCGUGGGGUCAAAGGUGAUCUUGUGUACAGACGGGCGAGCUAACAUCGGAUUGGGUGAGAUGGAGGAGAGUCCCGCCCCUUUCUCCUCCCCCCAGUCACCUUACUUCUACAGACAGCUAGCCAACGAGGCAACUAACAAAGGUGUGAUAGUUUCAGUGAUGACCUUUGAGGGCACAGACUGCAGGUUGGCUGAGGUGGGACUACUGGCUGACCAGACUGGAGGAAGGGUAAACAUAGUAAACAUUGGGACCGUAGCAACAGAGAUCCAGUCAGCUCUGGCCGACAACAUCUUAGCGACGGGCGUCAAGGCAACGUUACUAGCAGCUGACGGCAUGUAUUUUCCCUAUGAGGAGUGUAACCACUGUCUAGUAAGGGAUAUAGGGAACGUAACAGAAGGGGUAGAGAUCACCUUUCAGUUUGCCUGCAAGCCUGAUAGUACAGAGAGUUUCAUGCGUAGAGACAGACUACCGUUCCAGCUACAGCUGUCCUUCACCACCAGAGAUCAACAGAAAGUAACACGCAUCAUUACUGAACAGAGGCGGGUUACAACCAGCAGCUGGGUGUGGGCAGGCAGUCUGAACAUGUCAGUGUUAGGGGUCCACUGUGCCCAGCUGUGUGCCAGGUUAACUAUGAAGGGAAGAGUCCACGAAGCACAGAGACAACUCAGAGCACAGCAAGACCUGCUCAAAGACAUCAGUGAGCAGAGGUCCAACCCAAAGGAGGAGAGUAUCUACGGAAACUGGAUCGAUACCAUGACAGCCAUCUGUGACGACCUCACCACAGACUCCCAGGCCCUCUCUGAUGAGGCAGCUGAGGUGCUGUACCAGAUGAAGAGAGCCAGCAGUGUGGGCCAGAGAAGAAGGAAACAGACAGACACGGUGGCUCUGUGAAACCAGCAGUGUGGGCCAGAGAAGAAGGAAACAGACAGACACGGUAGCUCUGUGAAACCAACAGUGUGGGCCAGAGAAGAAGGAAACAGACAGACACGGUGGCUCUGUGAAACCAGCAGUGUGGGCCAGAGAAGAAGGAAACAGACAGACACGGUGGCUCUGUGAAACCAGCAGUGUGGGACAGAGAAGAAGGAAACAGACAGACACGGUGGCUCUGUGAGGAGCCAGCCCAGAGCAGUCACAGGUGGCAGAGCCAGUUGCAGCAUCAACAGUAGGCCAAACUGGUAGCCAUGUUAGAGACUGUCCACUCUCUCAAAUAACUCCUAAUUUACUACCUAAAUAUUAUAUAAAUACAUGUUGUAUGAAUGUUUGGUACCGUACAUAAAAAAUGUAUUAAGA